Molecule: messenger RNA, 2112 nt
Organism: Capsaspora owczarzaki ATCC 30864
Lineage: Eukaryota; Filasterea; Ministeriida; Capsasporidae
Exons: 10
Coding region: 1-2112 (703 amino acids)
Biological process (GO): protein phosphorylation
Molecular function (GO): ATP binding; protein kinase activity; protein binding
Source: RefSeq, a predicted model, not a curated record
AUGACAAAGAGACAGCGGGAGUUGUAUGACAAAGUCAAGAACGCGAGUGGCUGGCUCCUUCUGGCUGAGAGUCAGAUUGGCGAUGAAGAAGCGAAGGCGAUUGCUGAGGCACUCAAAGGGAACAAAGCGGUGACUAUGCUCGAUCUGAAAUGGAAUGAGACUGGCGAAGCUGGAGCGCAGGCGAUUGCUGAAGCACUCAAGGUGAACACGAAGUUGACUACGGUCGAUCUUUACAACAAUCUGAUUGGCGAUGUUGGAGCUCACGCGAUCGCUGAGGCACUCAAAUCUGAAUGCGAAUCAGAUGGCGAUGCUGGAGCGCAAGCGAUUGCUGAGGCACUCAAAGUGAACACGACGCUGAAGGAGCUCCGACUGGGUGAGAAUCAGAUUGGCAAUGUUGGAGCGCAGGCCAUUGCUGUGGUUCUUUCCGUGAACACGACGCUGACUACGCUCUCUCUGGGUGUGAAUCAGAUUGGCGAUAUUGGAGCGCAAGCGAUUGCUGAAGCACUCAAAGUGAACACAACGAUGACCAGGCUCUAUCUGGACGAGAAUCAGAUUGGCGAUGCUGGAGCACAAAUGCUUGCUGAAGCACUCAAAAUGAACAAGAAUCUGACAACACUCUAUCUUGAUCAGAACUUCAUUUCCGAAAAUGGCAUCAAUGCGUUGAAACAAGUCGGCAACAGGACAUGCAAACUUUCUACGGGCGGUCAACUCAAGCCGUCACCUGCUCAACUACAGGAGAUGGCGUCUCGCGCCGCUCAAGUCCGUCCCAGCGUUCCAACAACUAAAAAUCCGCAAGUUGCCCGUUCUGCAGCCAGCGUGCCACACGCUGCUCCAAGUUCCAGCCACGCUCCAUCUUCUCCGACCCCUCCUGCCCCUGCCUCCAAACCCCGUGGCAGCGCGAACGCGGGUCCCGCGAUACCAACUGACUCCACCGAAGAGAUCCGUCAACUGCAAGCUCGCAUCGCGCAGCUCGAACUCGAGCGCCAAGCACCACCAAUAAUCUCUGCCGCACCUUUCCUAUCCAACAUUCUGAAAGUACCAUUGCAAGUUCUGUCGGAAGCAACGGCGCAGUUUUCAGAGUCCAAGCGUAUCGGUGGCGGUGGAUUUGGCAGCGUCUACUCUGGUGUCUGGAGCGGUCAGCGAGUUGCUGUCAAACGCUUGGCAGCGGAUUCAACUCAAGGCAUCUCUCAGUUCGAGUCAGAGCUCGAAGCCCUCUCGCGUUUCCGUCACCCGAAUAUCGUCACCAUCAUGUGCUAUGCCCAGGAAGGCAACGAGCGUUGCUUGGUCUAUGAGCUGAUGCCAAACGGAUCUGUUCGCGAUCGUCUCGAUCGCAAGGGUGGCACGCCUGCAUUGAGCUGGCAGCAACGCCAAAACAUUGCCACCGGUGUUGCAAAUGCUAUGCACUUUGUGCAAACUGCCAUUCCACGUCAGCCGCUGUUCCACCUGGACCUCAAGACGGACAAUGUGCUGCUGGACGCUCACUUCAACGCAAAGGUCGCCGACUUUGGUCUGACGCGCUCUGCGCCAAUGCAAGUGGAUGCACACAGCUACAUUCGUACGCAAACGGUUCAAGGAACGCUUCAGUACAUUUGCCCAGAGUACCACCACGACGGCAAGGUCUCGAUCAAAACGGACGUGUACUCGUACGGCAUGAUUCUGCUUGAACUCGUUACGGGACAGCAGCCCAGUAUCAAUCUGAUGGGUACCGUUCGGCGCGAGCUUAAGAAGAGCCGCAAAAUCGAUGCGGUGCUGGACAAGGCGAUUGACUGGAGCCCUCAAGACAAGGAGUCGGCACAGAUGAUCGGGGCCGAUCUUGCCGCGGAUUGUCUUGAACCAGCGCGAGUUAAUCGACCGUCGUUCGGCGAGAUCCUGAGACGAUUGUCGGGCGAAGAAGCUGAAGUGAACGAGGAAGAGGCUGUCGAAGACAGCGAACGCGAGUGCAUGUACUGUUACAGCGCCCCGGCGAAUGCCAAGCUGAUGCCGUGCUGCCACGCAUGUGUCUGUGUUGCGUGUGCUCAAAAGAUGAUCGAGCGUCCAGACAGGUGCAUGGUUUGCCGAGUCCUUCCGACCUCCUUUGAAACGGGCAAAUACAACCAGACUUUUGUUCCGUGA